CAUCUACAAUGAUUUCUCCGGCGCUCAUCUUCUUUUCUGCCUUCCUCUGCCAUGUUGCUAUUGCGGGACGGACCUGUCCGAAGCCGGAUGAACUACCGUUUGCUGUGGUUGUUCCCUUAAAAACAUUCUAUGACCCAGGGGAGCAGAUUGUCUAUUCCUGCAAGCCAGGCUAUGUGUCCAGGGGAGGGAUGAGACGGUUUACCUGUCCUCUCACAGGGAUGUGGCCCAUCAACACCCUGAAAUGUAUACCCAGAGUGUGUCCUUUUGCCGGAAUCUUAGAAAAUGGAGUUGUACGCUACACGACUUUUGAAUAUCCCAACACCAUUGGCUUUGCUUGUAACCCUGGGUAUUAUCUGAACGGGACUAGCUCUUCUAAGUGCACGGAGGAAGGAAAAUGGAGUCCAGAACUUCCUGUUUGUGCUCGGAUCACCUGCCCGCCACCACCAAUUCCUAAGUUUGCAGCCCUUAAGGAAUACAAGACUUCAGUUGGGAACAGCUCUUUUUAUCAGGACACAGUGGUCUUUAAAUGCUUGCCACACUUUGCCAUGUUUGGAAAUGACACAGUUACGUGCACAGCCCAUGGAAACUGGACCCAAUUGCCAGAAUGCCGGGAAGUAAAAUGUCCCUUCCCUUCAAGGCCAGACAAUGGGUUUGUGAAUUACCCUGCAAAGCCGGUGCUUUCUUAUAAAGAUAAAGCCGUAUUUGGUUGCCAUGAAACAUACAAACUGGAUGGCCCGGAAGAAGUGGAGUGUACCAAGACAGGAAAUUGGUCGGCCCUGCCGAGCUGUAAAGCAUCUUGCAAACUCUCUGUUAAGAAGGCCACCGUGUUGUACCAAGGGCAGAGGGUGAAGAUCCAGGACCAGUUUAAGAAUGGGAUGAUGCAUGGUGACAAGGUUCACUUCUAUUGUAAAAAUAAGGAGAAGAAGUGCAGCUACACCGAGGAGGCUCAGUGCAUAGACGGCACCAUCGAGAUCCCCAAAUGCUUCAAGGAGCACAGUUCUCUGGCUUUCUGGAAAACGGAUGCAUCAGAUGUGACACCGUGCUGAAGACAUUUUCAGAAUCAAAAUUGAAUGUCUCAUUUGUAUCUCUGCUUGUCUGAGGAAUCAACUGAAAUAGCAGAAUAAACUACCGAGUUGCCUCAGUCA
This is a messenger RNA of Rattus norvegicus (Norway rat), 1145 nucleotides long. It is a transcript of the gene Apoh, whose product is annotated as apolipoprotein H. The transcript has 8 exons. Bases 9 to 1046 code for a protein of 345 amino acids. The record is from RefSeq and is marked provisional. NCBI's taxonomy places the organism in Eukaryota, Metazoa, Chordata, Mammalia, Rodentia, Muridae. Gene Ontology annotation, cellular component: extracellular region.